UUCAGCGUGUAGUAUAUACCUGCCCUCAAAGCAGAAUAUAUUCUAGAGUACUUAAUCAGCGCGCUUUCUUCGCCGGAGAUCACGAACCUGCCAUGGCCUUCCGAGCAAGGUCGCCGAAGUUCGGGCCGGGGGCUGCCAUGCAGUCUGCCGGCGGAUCCUCUUCCAGCCAGGGACUGGCGGCGCUCUCCGCCGGCCUCGCGCUACGCCUCGCGGAGGAGCACGCAAACAGCAACCUGGUCUUCUCGCCGCUGUCCAUCUACACCGCGCUCGCUCUCGUUGCCGCCGGAGCCCGCGGCGCCACCCUGGACGAGAUCCUCCGCGUCCUUGGCGCACGGUCCCGCCAAGAACUUGACCAGUACGUCGCCCGUGCGGCGGGUGACGCGCUGCGAGACCGGUCCGGCUCCGGCGGUCCGCUCGUCGCGUUCGCGUGCGGCGUGUGGAGCGACCGGUCGUGCCCACUCAAGCCCGGCUUCCGCGAGGCCGUGGUCGACGGCGCGUACAAGGCGGAGGCGUCCACCGUCGACUUCCGCAGCGACGCCAACGGAGCAGUCCGGCUGAUCAACGCGUGGGCGGAGCGUGUCACGAACGGCCUGAUCAAGUCAGUGCUACGCCCGGAAUCGGUGGAGCCGCUCCUUACCCGCGUCCUGCUCGGCAACGCUGUGUACUUCAAGGGCAAGUGGGACCAGCCCUUUGAUAAGAGUGACACGAAGAAGGGGCGCUUCCGCCGGCUCCGCGGCGCCGGCACCGUCGACGUGCCCUUCAUGCGGAGUUGGAAGCCUCAGUACAUCGCCGUGCACCACCGAUUCAAGGUGCUCAAGCUCCGGUACAAGAUGGCGGACGAGUCCCCGCCGUUCGACCCGGGUCCCUUCCUCCACCGCGCCGCCGCUCCUUUCAGACCUGCCAGACACUCCACCAACCUUCCCCACCCUGCUCCGCCGUAUCCUACUCCGCCUUCCCGCUAUGACGACUUCUGCAGCCUCGUCACUAAUGCAUUUGGAAACUCUCUAUCAACGCCGCCCAAGGACAAGAGUUUGACGCAGUUCUCCAUGUGCAUCUUCCUCCCGGACGCCGACAACGGCCUACCAAGCCUCCUGGACGCGAUGGCUUCAAGCCCGGGCUUCCUGCACCAGCACCUGCCUCGCAAGGAGGUCCUAGUCGGCAAGUUACAGCUGCCUAGGUUCAAGCUGUCCUUCCACGGUAGCGUCGUUAGCGUCCUCGGCAAGCUGGGCCUCCUGCUGCCGUUCCACGAAACCAACAACGAGCUAUGCGACAUGGCGGAGGACGACGGCUCCGGCCUUCCCCUGGUCCUCAGCGAUGUCGUCCACAAGGCAGUCAUCGAGGUGAAUGAGGAAGGCACCGAAGCUGCCGCUGUCACCAUCGCUAGUGCACCGGGCGGGGGCGGAGGGCGGCCACGGCCACCACCGCUUGUUGAUUUCGUUGCUGACCGUCCGUUCGCAUACUUCGUUGUGGAGGAGGAGACCGGCGCCGUCGUCUUUGCCGGGCAUGUCCUCGACCCCUCCACAGAGUAGACCACCAUAGGGCACGGCAAUAUUUAGGAUAUUUUCGAUUUUCUACUUAUGUGCUCCCGUUUGAUUUUAUUUGGACACAAGAUGUGCAUAUGCAUAGCUAUGUACAAUUUGGGACUGUAUUAUUCCGAAGUAUUGACGUCCAUUACAUUUUCUGAAUCUGAA
Messenger RNA from Lolium perenne, 1691 nucleotides. RefSeq names its product putative serpin-Z8. The record is from RefSeq and is a predicted model, not a curated record. Gene Ontology annotation, molecular function: serine-type endopeptidase inhibitor activity. NCBI's taxonomy places the organism in Eukaryota, Viridiplantae, Streptophyta, Magnoliopsida, Poales, Poaceae.